Trichoderma asperellum CBS 433.97 is the source of this 600-nucleotide messenger RNA. RefSeq lists its product as uncharacterized. Gene Ontology annotation, molecular function: calcium ion binding. The record is from RefSeq and is a predicted model, not a curated record. Lineage: Eukaryota; Fungi; Ascomycota; Sordariomycetes; Hypocreales; Hypocreaceae. Gene Ontology annotation, cellular component: endoplasmic reticulum-Golgi intermediate compartment; extracellular exosome.
AUGAGAUCGUUCCUCCUCUGCUCUGCCAUUGCGGGCCUGGCCAUUGCCCAUGGCUCCCACUCCCAGAAGCCAAUUGUCGAUGCAAACGCCAACUGGAUGACAAAACACAUGGCUGAGGAGCAUCACGCUGACGGCUGGGACGCGGCCUCCUUUUUCUCUCUCCACGACUACGACAGCGACGGCUACUGGAAAGGCGAAGAGCUCCUCCGCACCUACGGCCUCAUGGACGAAUCCAACAGGCACGUCUCCUGGGAGCGCCGCGAUGACAUCUUGCGCCAGCUCCUCGACCUCAUGGACCUGAAUCGUGACGGUGUCGUCAGCCGCGACGAAUGGACAGACUACAUCUCACAAGGCAAGACGCUUCCGGACAUGGGCACAGGUCCCGGCCACCACGGCGACGACGAAUACGAAUAUGAGAUUCACCACUGGGAGAAGUAUCACGACGAGAACUCCAAGCUGGAAGAUUUGAAUCAUCCGGAAGACAUUGAGCACUUCCGGAAACAUGAGCAGAUGGAAGAGGAGGAGGAGAAGCUGGAGAAGAUGGACCAAAUGGCCAUCAUAGAGGAGAAUAUCCCCAAGAAAUUUCUGCGGGUCAAUUAA